This is a messenger RNA of Aspergillus clavatus NRRL 1, 3573 nucleotides long. RefSeq names its product putative RNA binding protein Jsn1. Lineage: Eukaryota; Fungi; Ascomycota; Eurotiomycetes; Eurotiales; Aspergillaceae. The record is from RefSeq and is a predicted model, not a curated record. The coding region runs from base 1 to 3573 and encodes 1190 amino acids. The transcript has 2 exons. Gene Ontology annotation, molecular function: RNA binding.
AUGCUUCCCGUUUCGCGACCAGAGGGCCACAUGAACCUCAAUUUCAUCCCGACUGCUCAACCGAUGUCUGGACCUUCCACGGGACGCAGCUCCCCUAGCGACUUGUCCGCAUCUGCCGCUGUCAAAUCGCCAUUUGGACCCGCAAAUGGCCUGGGUAGCGCAGCGGGUGCCAUUGGAGGUGCGCGGUUAGGGGCUGGCUCCCCUUCUCACGAGCUUGGAGCUCGCCUGUACUCGAAACGUGCCCGAGAAAUCCAAGCCGAAGAAGGUGUCUCCCCAAGCAUCUGGGGCCCUCCAACGAGUGGCCAUUCCACUCCCUUGCGCGAAAACAUCCCCGAAUCUCCCAGCCAGGAGGGCUUCCCGGACCUGAUACCUACCACAACCAGCUCGAUGAAUGGCCCCGCACGAAGGGCCAGAGCCGGUACAGUUCCCUCACGAUUCUCCCCCGUUGGUGCUCUGAACGAAGCGAAUCUGCAACAGCCCUUUAUUUCUCAAUCGUCUCGGCCUACGCCUUCGACCAGUCCAUUCCGGCCCUCCGGAGUGUCUGGUAUCGAGACAAGCGCAAGGACGGCGACAACUGCCGCCCCAAGCGGUACGGGCAGCCUGUCGCGUCUGCGAGCUGGCUCGAUGCCACAAAGGACAAACUACCUUGGAUCGGCUAGUCCGUUCGGCCCUUCUCUGUUCUCAACGAAUUGGUCAAGCGCCAGGGACCGAGCCACAACCUUGACGAGCAUUCGAUCCUCAGAAGGUCCUGCCUCCCCCAGCCAAUCUUCAUUCUCGAGAGAUGGCCUCACGGACAGUGAUGUUAAGACUCUGGACUACCUGGGUCUCGCGGAGACCCCUCAACAAGCACGAGCCAAUCUGGUGGCGAGAUCAUCUGUCGAUGUCCUUCUCCAGCAACAGGAACAGCAACAAGCAUCCGCGCUCCCACCGUUGCUUGCUGAGCUGGCCAUGAUGAAGAAUAACAAUCGUUUCCGGUCUUAUUCCGUCAACGCCAAGGAGAAAUACGCGGAUGAUGAGGACCUGGAGUACGCAUCCCGCUAUUCUCAACUUCCCUCUGGUACUGUCACUCCUUCCGCCGCAGCGGCAGCAGCCCAAUUGGCUGCCACUCAGGCUCAGAUCCAUCAACACAAUCUUGCCGUUCAAGCCUUCGCCAACCAUGCAUCGGUCAACCGCCCGAGGGCCAGAACUGCCGGUAUUCUAGAGGCCCCUCCUCAACGAUCAUCCAUCCGCAACUACCUUGCCACCCCAUCUCGUCUGGAGAACAGCUUCAGCGCGGCUGAUCUCCAUAUUGCGGAAACCGGAGAAUACGAUGAGCUGUCCGAAGCCGUGCAGCUGAUGAACCUCGGUGGUGGUGGUGGUGGUGGCGGCGGCCCUAAUAUGGAUAUUAGAGCCGCUGGAGAAACUGCAGAUGAAGGUAAUCAGGAUGGACCCACUCGCGCUUUGUGGAUUGGUAGUAUUCCCGUCUCGACGACUGUCACCUCCCUAGAGGCGAUCUUUGGCAUGUACGGCAAAAUCGAAUCUACCCGUGUGCUGACACACAAGAACUGCGGCUUCGUCAACUUUGAACGGCUCGACAGUGCCAUCCAAGCCAAAUCUUUGCUUAAUGGCAAGGAGAUCUUCCCAGGCGCUGGCCCGGUUCGGAUCGGGUAUGCUAAAGUGCCGGGUUCUUCUGCAUCCGGCACCCCCGGAACCAAUGGUGUGCCAUCUUCCCUUACUCCUGAUCCCAAUUUCAAGCCUGGCACCUCCGAUAGCUUGGACAACUCGGAUUUUACGGGCUCGAACGUCCCCCAAAUCCCUGCUCUCCCCGACCUUCAACCAGAGAUGCUCCAGAUAGUCAAGGAAUUUGGCGCUACGGAAGAUGAUGUCUUCAAGAUUACAGCUGGGAUUCAACGAGCCAUUGGUUUCCGAGCUUUUGAAGACGAGAUUCCCUCAGUUCCUGAGCCAAGCCAAGCCAGGAUGUUCGAUGCCCCACGACUUCGAGACAUUCGUAAGAGAAUCGAUAAUGGCGCUUGCUCCAUCCAGGAAAUUGAGGAAACUGCAGUUGCAAUGCUCCCAGAGAUCGCGGAGCUGUCCUCGGACUAUUUGGGCAACACAGUCGUCCAGAAACUGUUUGAAUUCUGCUCGGAGGAGACGAAAGAACAAAUGCUGGUUUCAAUCGCGCCUCAUCUUGCCGAGAUUGGUGUUCACAAGAAUGGUACCUGGGCUGCGCAGAAGAUCAUUGAUGUUGCCAAGACUCCUGCGCAAAUGAAGAUGAUCGCCGAGGCUCUCCGUCCUUAUACUGUGCCUCUCUUCCUUGAUCAGUACGGCAACUACGUCCUGCAGUGCUGCUUGCGUUUCGGUGCCCCGUAUAAUGAUUUCAUCUUUGAGACCAUGUUGAGCCGUAUGUGGGAAGUUGCGCAAGGGCGGUUCGGUGCCCGCGCCAUGCGAGCCUGUCUGGAAAGCCACCAUGCCACAAAGGAUCAGCAGCGGAUGCUUGCGGCAGCUGUUGCUCUUCACAGUGUUCAGCUUGCGACGAAUGCCAACGGUGCCCUCCUGCUUACAUGGUUCCUGGAUACAUGCACAUUCCCUCGUCGUCGCACCGUACUCGCUCCUCGGCUCGUUCCACAUCUGGUCCAUCUGUGCACCCACAAGGUCGCUUACUUGACCGUCCUCAAAGUCAUCAAUCAGCGUAAUGAGCCUGAGGCACGUGAGAUUGUACUGAACGCUUUGUUCUUCAGUCCCGGUGAUGAGACUCUGGAGAGGAUCCUCAGCGAUCAGACAUCUGGCGCCACCCUGAUCUUCAAAGUGCUGACCACACCGUUCUUCGACGAAUCGAUGCGUUCGGAGGUUGUGAAGAAUGUUGCCAAAGUGCUCACCCAGUUGAAAGCCACUCCGAACCAAGGCUACAAGCGCUUGAUGGACGAAGUUGGAUUGUCCUCUCGUGGAGGUGCUCGUGAUAACCACCAUGGGCGAGAGCACGUGGGUCAUGGAACCAAUGCUGAAAAGCCACAACACCGUCCAACUUCUCGGCAAGCCCCACCACCCAUGGACAGGCAGUUCAAUGGACAAUUUGCACCUGGCCUCCUUGCCCAGAACCCGGACAGCAUGAGACCCGGCUCCGAGCAGCAGCCAGGCAUGGCACCUUUUGAUCCGUAUACCGUCAAUGGGGCCAACGGUUUGAGCCCCACGGGUGCAGUAAACCCUCUGAAUGGACUAGCUGGCAUCAACGGGGGCGGGUUUGUCCAGGAACCCCUGAUGCCGCUUACCCAGCAACAGCUACAAUACCAAGCUUAUUUGGCGGCCCAGUCCCGGGGCGUCUCCCCAGGUGGUCUCUAUCCAAGCCUUGGCAAUCCUAGCUUUGGCUACCCAGCUGGUACACCCUCUGUGGAUCCUCUUCGACAAUCUGCUCCGUUGCCUGGAGCACCCGCUCAGUUGCUGAACCAGCAGGCGUAUGCGCCCCAGCAGUUUAGCCCCGUCAUGAGUACAGCACAGAUGUACCAAUAUCCUCCCCAGUUCUAUUCUCAGACACCCCAGGCCCCUGGACAGUCGGCCGGGGGACGUCGCGGACGUGUAAGUCAUUCCCAAGCAUGCUAG